Messenger RNA from Lodderomyces jiufengensis, 1239 nucleotides. It is a transcript of the gene TIM44, whose product is annotated as protein translocase subunit. Bases 1 to 1239 code for a protein of 412 amino acids. The record is from RefSeq and is a predicted model, not a curated record. The transcript has a single exon. Gene Ontology annotation, cellular component: mitochondrial inner membrane. Gene Ontology annotation, biological process: protein import into mitochondrial matrix. Gene Ontology annotation, molecular function: protein-folding chaperone binding. Lineage: Eukaryota; Fungi; Ascomycota; Pichiomycetes; Serinales; Debaryomycetaceae.
AUGCUUAGAUCUACAAUACAGAAACAGACGUUUCGUUAUUUUAAUGUAUCAUCUACAAAUCUAAACAAACCACCAUCAUCACCAUUGAAAGUAUUUCUCGAUACUUUUAAACAAGAAGUUCAAAAAUCAUCAGAAUUAAAAGAAAAUAUAAAAGCUUUACAAGAUGAAUCUGGUAGAAUGGCAGAAUCAGAUGCUUUCAAAAAAGCAAAAGAAGCUUAUGCAAGAGCUCAAAAGGGAAGUAGUGCAGCAGGUGUAGUUGUUAAAAAAACUGCAGAUGCAAUGGGUGAUGUAGCUUACAAAGCUUGGGAUUCUCAAGUAGGUAAAGGUGUUAGAACAACCGUUAAAUAUAGUGCAGAAGCAGCAGAUAAAGCUUUUGAUCCAGUUAGAAAAACUCAAGUUUAUAAAGAUGUUUCAGAGGUUAUAGAUGAUGGAUCUUCAAAUGCAUAUGGAGGAUUUUUAACAAAAGAACAAAGACAAGCUUUAAGAGCGAAAGAAAUUGCAAGAAAAUUAAAAGAGGGUUACAAGGGACCAGUUAAAGAAAAUGAAGAUGCAGGUGGAGAAUUAGUAUCAACAGAACAUAAAUCGUCAGGACCAUCAACUGGUGAGAAAUGGGAAACUUUUAAACAAAAAUCACCAAUUGGGAAAGGAUUUGUAUACCUAAAGGAAAAAUGGGACGAAUCAGAAAAUGGAUUAAUAAGUGUUGUACGAACAAUUAUUGAAAAGAUUACUGGAUUUUUCUCAGAAACUGAACAAGCAAAAGUUGUUAAACAAUUGAAAUAUAUGGAUCCAUCAUUUCGUUUAACAGAUUUUCAAAAAACAUUAACCAACUAUAUAGUACCUGAAGUUGUUGAUGCAUAUAUUAAAAAUGAUUCUAAAGUAUUGAAAGAGUGGUUUAGUGAAGCUCCAUAUAAUGUUUGGGAAGCAAAUAAUAAACAAUUUAUUCAACAAGGUUUAUAUUCAGAUAGUAAAAUAUUGGAUAUUCGAGGAGUCGAUAUUGUUACAUGUAAAAGUUUACAACCAAAUGAUAUCCCAGUGGUGGUUGUUAGUUGUAGAGCUCAAGAAAUUCAUUUAUAUAGAAAAGCUAAAACUAAUGAAAUUGCUGCUGGUACAGAAGAUCAUAUUCAAUUAAGUACAUAUGCAAUGGUUUUAACAAGAAUUCCAGAAGAAUUUGAUAAUAAAACUACUGAAGGUUGGAAAAUAGUUGAAUUUGCUCGUGGUGGUUCAAGACCAUUUCAUUGA